Molecule: messenger RNA, 2454 nt
Organism: Acaulospora morrowiae
Lineage: Eukaryota; Fungi; Glomeromycota; Glomeromycetes; Diversisporales; Acaulosporaceae
Source: the annotation of a GenBank genome assembly
AUGAAAACUGAUUUUAAGUUUUCCAAUUUAUGUGGAACCGUAUACACCAAAGGAAAUCUAUGCUUCACUCCUGAUGGAAAUUCACUUUUAAGUCCAGUUGGAAAUCGCGUAACUUUAUUCGACCUGGUGAACAAUAAGUCAUUCACCUUUCCAUUUGAAAAUAAGAAAAAUAUUAGUCGAAUUGCACUUUCACCAAACGCUAGUUUAUUACUUUCUAUUGACGAAGAAGGGAGGGUUCUUUUAGUAAAUUUUCAACGACGCGUUGUUUUGCACGAAUUCAACUUUAAAUCGAGUGUUGUGGACGUGCAAUUUAGCCCAGAUGGGAAAUAUUUUGGCGUUGCAGUCGGAAAAACUAUCAAGGUGUGGAAAUCACCAGGCUUCAAUCGAGAGUUUGCGCCGUUCAUCUUUCAUCAUCAAUAUACUGGACAUUACGAUGAUGUAACUUCGAUAACGUGGUCUAGUGACUCUCGGUUUUUCCUCUCUACUUCAAAGGAUAUGACCACUAAAAUUCAUCCCAUCCUUCUUAACAAUGAGUUUAAUACCGUCACUUUGUCUGGGCAUAGAGACUAUGUAGUCAAUGCAUUUUUUUCCGGAAAUCAAGAAUCAAUAUACACCAUUAGUAAAGACGGUGUUCUUUUGAUCUGGGUUUUUAUAGCUUCUAACGAAGAUAAACAUGAAAGAUGGAGGAUCACAUCUCGACAUUAUUUUAAUCAAUCCGGUGCCAAGGUGAUUUGUUCGGCUUACCACAUAAAAUCAAAUUUGUUGGUGGUUGGCUUCUCAUCUGGAAUAUUUGGAAUCUGGGAAAUGCCAGAAUUUAAUAAUAUUCACACCUUGAGCAUAUCCCAAAAGAAAAUCAAUUCAGUGUCUAUAAAUGAAACAGGUGAAUGGUUGGCAUUUGGAUCAUCAAAGUUAGGCCAAUUAUUGGUAUGGGAGUGGCAAUCUGAAUCAUACGUUCUCAAGCAACAAGGGCAUUUUUACGAUAUGAAUACAUUGUCUUACUCAAAUGAUGGUCAAUAUAUUGCAACUGGUGGUGAUGACGGCAAAGUAAAAGUUUGGAAUACUAUGUCUGGAUUUUGUUUUGUCACAUUUUCUGAACAUAGUUCCGGAGUAAUGAUGGUAGAAUUUGCUAAAAGUGGUCAAGUAUUAUUCUCAGCUUCCCUGGACGGCACUGUACGUGCAUUUGAUUUAAUUCGUUACAGAAAUUUUCGUACAUUUACUUCUCCAACGCCCAUUCAAUUUUUUUCAUUGGCUGUGGAUCCAAGCGGAGAGAUAGUUUGUGCUGGUUCGAUGGAUACUUUUGAGGUGUUUGUAUGGUCUGUACAGACCGGUAAGCUAUUAGACAUAAUAACGGGACACGAGGGACCGAUAAGUGGAUUAGCGUUUAGUCCCUCAGGUUUACUAUUGGUAUCGAGUUCAUGGGACGGUACGGUUCGCAUAUGGGAUAUUUUUGGACGCGGAAAACAUGUCGAGGUGCUGCGGCAUAAUUCUGAUGUUUUAACUGUAGCAUUCAGACCCGAUGGUAAACAAUUAGUUUCGUCCACUUUGGAUGGACAAAUAACUUUUUGGGAUGUUGAAAGUGGUACCCAGGUGGCGUCGAUCGAAGGACGAAAGGAUAUUUCAGGAGGAAGAAAGGAAAAUGAUCGUAGAACUGCGGAAAAUUCUUCUUCCGGAAAAUCUUUUAAUAGUUUGUGUUAUUCUGCUGAUGGAUCAUGUGUGAUUGCAGGCGGGAAUAGCAAAUAUGUGUGUCUUUAUGAUGUCGAAGGACAGUUACUCAUCAAAAAAUAUCAAAUAUCCCAUAACUUAUCAUUCGAUGGAAUUCGAGAGUUCUUGAACAGCAAAUAUAUGACGGAGGCUGGGCCUCUCAAUUUGAUUGAUCUUACUGGAGAUGCGAGCGACCUCGAGGAUAGGCUCGAUGUGAGUCUGCCCGGUACUCAAAAAGGAGACCUUUCUGUACGAAGAGUCAUGCCCGAAAUUCGUACAAAAUCUAUCAAGUUCUCGCCGACGGGGAGAUCUUGGGCGGCGGCAUCAACCGAAGGAUUGCUGAUUUAUUCAUUAGAUGAAACGUUGGUUUUUGAUCCUUUCGAUUUAGAAAUGGACAUUACUCCAGCUUCUAUAUUGGAAACUUUGCGUUCUGCCGAUUUCUUAAAGGCGUUGGUAAUGGCUUUUAGGCUCAACGAAAGCCACUUGAUUCAUAAAGUCUAUGAAGCAAUACCACCGGAAGACAUAGAAUUAGUAAUCAAGGAUUUGCCUGAGAAGUACAUCGAUCGAUUGCUUAAAUUUAUAUCCAAUCAUAUGGAAGAAUCUCCACAUAUUGAGUUUCAUUUAUUAUGGGUUUCCAAGAUGUUGACCACUCAUGGAAAAUAUUUGAAACAGCAUUCGAAUGAAUUCAAUAGUAGUUUUAGAUUGAUGCAAAAGGCCAUUAACAGAAUGCAAGAAGAUAUUUCAAAAUUGUAA